Beauveria bassiana ARSEF 2860 is the source of this 2706-nucleotide messenger RNA. Its product is annotated as FoabaA-like protein. Lineage: Eukaryota; Fungi; Ascomycota; Sordariomycetes; Hypocreales; Cordycipitaceae. The record is from RefSeq and is a predicted model, not a curated record. Bases 1 to 2706 code for a protein of 901 amino acids. Gene Ontology annotation, cellular component: transcription regulator complex. Gene Ontology annotation, biological process: regulation of transcription by RNA polymerase II. The transcript has 2 exons. Gene Ontology annotation, molecular function: RNA polymerase II cis-regulatory region sequence-specific DNA binding; DNA-binding transcription factor activity, RNA polymerase II-specific.
AUGUCUUCACUAUACGCUCCCAGACCCAUGCUGUCAUCGCAGCGCUACCACCAGCCAACACAAGACUAUGUCGAUGCCCGCCGCAGCAGCAUCCAGCAGCCGCCGUCUGGCGCCGCCCGCGCUCCUCUGCGUGAGUCCACCGGCAAUGCUCAGGCGCACAGCUUCAACGGCAUGAUCUCUUGCUACCAGAGCCCCGUAGCCAUAUCCCCUCCCAUGCCUCAACCUUCGCAGCACAUCCAGGCUCCCAUGGUCCCAUCGCAGUCCUUUGACUGCCUUUACCGCGUGCCCACUCCUCGUCAGCCUCAACCUCAGCAGCAGCAGCAGCAGCGCUUCCAGCGCAAGCCGCGAGCUGAUAUCAACCCUCUCUACUUUUGGCCUGCCUUUCGCCAGUACCGCAACAGACAGGCACACAAGGAUACCCAAAAGGACAAGGGUGGCGUUUGGCGCCGUCCUGAGCUCGAAGAUGCCUUUGUCGACUCCGUCCUGCUCAUGCCUCACAUGGGCCGCCGAAAGUUUUCCAUGGGCGGAAAGCUUCACGGCCGCAACAUGCUCAUCAGCGAAUACAUCUUUACUCUUUGCAUUGCCAUUCUAGGCAGCAAGGAAAUCUUCCGCAUCGAUAACAGCAACGACAGCAUCGAGCAGAUGGGACGCAAGCAAGUCUCCAGCCAUAUGCAGGUCGUCAAAAAGUUCUUUGAGGACCUGCGCUGCUUUCACUUCCUCUUCCCCUCGGAGGAAAAGAAGGAGCCUGGCUCGACCAACUCGGAGGACUACUAUGACGAAGAGGAGCAGGAAUCCUUCAAGUCCAACCCCAUCCUCACUGCCCUUGCCGAGGGUCGCGUGCCCGAUGUCAAGCCCAACUAUCCUUACUUUUCUUUGCUGCUCGCCCUCCAGUCCUACAUCACCGUGAGACCCAAGACGUGCGAAAUCUUUGUCUCGUCUUCCGACAUUAAGAUUCGCGACGAGAUUGCCUAUGACAUCAAUGAUACCCCCCUUGACCAGACUUCCUUUCCCCACCUGAACAAGUACAACAACUGCGAUGAUAGCCCCAACGUGCUGGGCAAGGAUGUUCUCCUGCACGAGUACACACGCUCACUCGACCACGCCACCUCAGCCUCGGUUAAGUCGGUCACGCGCCGUUGGCAAAAGGAUGCGCCGGCUAUGUACGAGACGCUGGAGCUGCCCGCGCGGGACGAGGAGUGCCUACUCAUGGAGAUGUGCGCCACGCUGGAGCUACACGAGCACGCCAAGUUCCCGUCCGGCUCCGAGCUGACGGGCUUCGUCGAGGUCGCCAUCACGCAGCAGGCUCUUCAGAACCACCAGUGGAAGUGCGUUACUCGCCUGACGCGCCCUACCGAGCUUCACAGCGACGAGGCGGACCACACGACCGUUUACACCAACGACAGCGGCAUCCACCGCCGCGGUUGCAGCGACUCCAAGCCCGACUGUGACUGCCACACGCGCUCCCGACAGGACAUUCACGUCCCCUUUCCCGCCGUGGAAUGGGCCAGCAUCCUGAGCAUGGCCGUGCAGUACCCGGACACAGAGCACCAGCGCGCCAAGGAGAAGCGCAUGAAGAUGAACGCGGCCGGCAAGAAGGCCGACGCUGAGCGCGCCGGCAGCAAGCGCAAGCGUUCCGAGGAUGACGGCGACGCCGCAUCGUGGGCCCGCCGCGAGCCGACCGGCAGCGACCUCAUCUGCAAGGUGGCCAUGUACCAGGAGCUCUGGUCGCGCGCGCCCGACUCUCCGCACUGGACCCGCCAGGCCAUCAUCUUUUGGCGCUUCAACACGACGAACCAGUGGUACAAGUACGAGCCCGUCUUCAAACCGGCGGGCACCUCGUGGCGCUGGCUGACCAUCAACGACCCCAUGUCACGCUACCACCAGCAAAAGGCGCUGGUAUUCCCGCCGGCCGGCGUGCCGCGCGACGCCCUCAUGUCGCCCACGCCCACCGUCGGCCAGCACCUGACGGCGACCAUGAAUGAGACGUUCCACUCGGCCUGGGACCAGGGCGGCAAUCUGCCGCACGUGCCGGCGCUCCAGACGUCGGGCCACGGCAUGAACCUGUUUGACUCCUUCUCCAACGGGCUGGCCACGCCCCCGCCGUCGGCGACGAUUGCACCCCCGCCAUACUCAUCCGGAAGCUUCGACUCGGCCUUGGGAGCCAACGGCGUCCACUUUUUGCCCUCGAACGGGAGCGGCGCCGCUCACCCGCCGCAGCAACCCGGCUCGCGCCACAGCUCGGGCAGUCUCGCGUCGAGUCAGACGUAUUUUGACAGCAGCAGCGGCCCAGUCUCGUACGCCGAGGUCAAGCCGGCACUGCCCGCCAUUGUCACCGGCUACACAAACGGCGGCGGCGUCUAUGACAACUCGCCCUGCGACACCAACCUCCAGGGCUGGGACAUGGCCACGCUGGAUCCGUGGGCAGCAGCGGCGGCCACGGGCGGCAGCGGCGGCGGACCUACGCCGACCUCGUCGACCGGCGCCCCGCAGGACUGGCCAGCACCGCAGCAGCACCAGCACCGACAUCAGUCCUUGCCGCAAUACCCAGGUGCAAAGAUGGAGUCUGCCGAUCACAAUCCGGGAAUGUGGGCGGCGCCACAGUGGAAUGUGCCCGGCGGCACGGGAUCGCAGAACGGCAGCCCCCGGCAGAUGAAGAGGCGCAGGACCGACGUGGAUGGCCACGUUGCUGUUGCGGCCGGUUGGUGA